AACAACCCCAGCAGUAGCCCGCCCACACAAUGGUCCGUCUGUGCUGCAUUCCGAUUUGUCCCAACUCGAAGGCGGACCGUGGCGUCGUUUGCUUUCCGUUUCCGACGGCGGAUGCCGAACAGCGAAACAAGUGGAUCGAUUUUGUCGACGGGAAUCCGACCAAGUUCCGCUGGAGGGCCAAGUACAUCUGCGCGGAACAUUUCAUGCAGAUGGAACUGUUGGAAGUCAACGGCCAGAAGACGCUGAUGGAGGGAGCGGUUCCAAUGGUUUACUCUCCGGAUGACGACGAAGCCGAUGAACUGAUGGAUCGAAACGAUGUAAUGAUAUCGGAAGAACCAGCAAAACCUUUAUCCAAAAGCAAUUCUAGUGCAAUCACUACGGAGAGCGCAACGGCCGAAGCGGGUCCGUCGACGGAAGCGCCAGUUUUGCUUCGAUCGCUGUUCUGCCGGAUGUGUCUCAAGAAAGGGCUUGGGUUGAUCCCGUUCAACUCGAAGCUGCACAAUGCCAACUUGGUGGAUAUCAUUUUCACCGUUGCGGGUCUCCGGGUGGACAUUGAUGGAGACCUUCCGACGAAGAUCUGCGCCGAUUGUGUGGGGAAGGCCGAUUUGGCCUUCAACGUUCGGAUGGAAUUUCUUCACCACGAGCGAAUUUUGCAGAAUUUAAUCAGUAGCAAUCAACUGCAGGCACACUAUGAGUCUUACGAUAACCAUCGGCAGGAGACGAGAAGUUUGAAUAAAGUUUACCUAAAUAAUCUAAUGGAUAACAUCAAACAGGAAGUGAUCAACGAAGAACCGGUAAUGACUGUCGAUUCUAACGGCAGCGUAACAUCGAUUCUAAAAGAGGAAAUGUUCAUCGAUGAAUCGAUUCCGGAAGGAACCGAGAUUGAAGUGCUAGAGGAAUAUGAGGAAGAACAUCUCUACGAUGAGGAAGAUUCAUCACUGGCAGACGUUCAUGCAGCAGAACCGGAAGUCAAAAGCCAACCUGCAGCCAGUGAGCAGCGACCCAUUCCUGUCAACGUGAACAACAAAUUGAACAAUCAGUUAAAUGUGGAAGUCGAGCCGGAUUCGGAAGAGGAACCGGAACCCAAACCAAAGUAUGUUUACUCGUGGAAGGAGCUGUACAAACCGAAACCCGGCAUUGUUAAGAAGCCUCAGUACAAAAUUCUCGAAUAUCGACCGAAGCCGAAGCUAGUUCCGCACACGUGCUACGUCUGUGAUACCGCUAACGAAGAUGCGGACGCGUUGGAGGUCCACAUGGAGCAGCACGUAAGCAUUCUCCCGUACCGGUGCGAACAGUGCAGUACCGAGCAAAAGCCGCAGGUGCUCAAAACACUGAUCAGCCUGAACCGGCAUCUGAUGACCCAUCUCUACGCCUAUCCGUGCGACUAUUGUCCGCUGCGGUUUCUGACCCAGGCGUCGUACAUCGAGCACAUGAAGAGUCAGCACGAAGCGGGUGAUGCCGACGGGUUUGCGUGCGAUUACUGCGGACAGUUCUUCCGAAAAAAGCGCCAAUUCUAUCAUCAUUUGGCCAAGCACAAAGCACUGGAGCACGGAAAAUACAAAUGCGAACAUUGCGGGAAAGCCUUCGGCAGUGGUGCCCUGCUAAAGCGACACCUACGGAUCCACACCGGCGAGAUGCCAUUCGAGUGCAAGAAGUGCGGCAAAAAGUUCAACCACGAGGCCAACUUCCAGAACCACAAACGACUGCACAUCGGCGAGCGGGCCCACGUGUGCGAUGACUGCGGUAAAACUUUUCACAACGGUACUAGCUUACGCUACCACAAGGCAGAACACUACCCGGAUGAUCCGCAGUACCGGCCGGCACCAAUGACCACCCAGCGCCCACGGUAUAAUACGUCCUCCACUCGGAGAGCGCACAUCCGGACAGAUCCAUCCUCCGGUACCAAGUACUAUAUCUGCGAGUUCGAAAACUGCACCUACGAAACGCAUCAGUACCGGACGUUCUUCUACCAUCGGUCGAUGCACCUGAAGAAGUUCAAAUGCGACAUCUGCGAGAAACGGUUCCCGCUGAAGUGCACGCUGACCAAGCACAUUGAAACGGUGCACGAGGGAAAGACCGCCGAGAGGAACCUGGCUUGUCCGUAUUGCGCCAAGCUGUUCAACUGUAAGCAGAAGCUGAACCUACACGUGGACAUCCACGAGGACAACCGACGGCACAAGUGCCAGUACUGCGAUAAGGCCUUUGUUCAGAAGGCGAACUGUAUGGCCCACGAGCGAAUCCAUACCGGCGAGCGGCCUUAUGUUUGCCAGAUAUGCCCGGCGGCAUUUAUUACUUCUUCCGGGAGGAAGAAGCACGAGCAAACGCAUGCGGAACUGGGCCAGUCGCAUGGCCUGACCGAGGAGCAGGACGACUCGAAGGAGGCCUUCCUGGAGGAAGACGAAGAGGAGUACUACGAAGAAGAGGUGGACGACAUGGAAGACGGGGAGGAGCUUGUGGAGUAUGCUCCAUUGUAAAUGGUGGUUCGGCGAAUCUGUGAGUAGAUAGAAUGUAAAUUCCGGUAAUUGUUAAGCUUAUUGUGUGGCGCUAUUAGGACAUAAAAAACAGUGUUAUGGCAUUAGAAGAAUAUGGUGUAU
Molecule: messenger RNA, 2594 nt
Organism: Aedes albopictus (Asian tiger mosquito)
Lineage: Eukaryota; Metazoa; Arthropoda; Insecta; Diptera; Culicidae
Product: zinc finger protein 135
Exons: 4
Coding region: 30-2474 (814 amino acids)
Biological process (GO): regulation of transcription by RNA polymerase II
Cellular component (GO): chromosome; nucleus
Molecular function (GO): zinc ion binding; chromatin insulator sequence binding
Source: RefSeq, a predicted model, not a curated record